GCCGCCCCCAGCUUGUCUCAAUAUAGUAAACUAUAGUUAGUAACGCUAGUUAAUUAACUAGCUACAAAGACUAUGACACUAAAGAAGAAACUAUACUAUUUUCUAUAUCAAUUGAUGAUACAUGACAGUUAUUGCAACCCUGACAAUUGGGGCCCAUCUGUACUUGAUCAAGUCGACUAGAAAGCAAAGCUGGAUUCGAUGGCGGGGAAAACCCACUGGACUCGUGUGAACAUGCAACUGGCAACUGGCAGGGUGUCCAGGUGUCCCGAGUUCAUUGCCAUGGACCCGACUUGCAGGACACAAUCGUGGACAACUUCCCACCAAACCGAAAUCCACGCCUCUUCUCUCCUUUCCCCACAGUACUGCACGACAGAAGCAAUCCUGCACGACACGACCACAAGACGGAAAGGCAUGAACGUGGCAAUGCUCCAUCAAUGACCCCCAAACCCCCAGUUCCCAUGCUUGGAACAUUGGGGCCGGUAGACCGCCAGAUGCGCUGGACGCAAGGAGAUGAUCGACAAGCGAAUCGCCAGCGCAUGGAUUCCCCAAAUGGCUGGACAACGUCCAGACCCAUGCAUUAGGAUUCGGAUCGGAUAGGAACCCCGGCUGAUUUGUUGCGUUCUGACUGGCCCACUCCAUGGCAUCACACAGGCCCAACGAGCAGCCCAUCAUCCCGCUAGUUCCUGGUAAUCAACUCAAUCCCCGGUUCCUUCGUUCUUCACAUCGUACGCGGUACAACGAACAUCUUCCAAAGAGUCACGACUAUCCCGAGAGGAUUGACUCUACCAAGACCACCUGGCUGGCCUUCCUUCGGAGAUCGACAGGGAUUCAAGGUACCUCCUUGCGACUUCACGGUCAUUGGCUGCCGAUCUGAAGCCCUGGGCGCUUCUCAUCUGCCUCAGAUUGUUUGGGGAUUCCCGGUGCGACGAAUUGUAACCCUCCAUUCCCCAGCUACCUGCCCUGGGUCUCUCGUUUUAGCACGACACCCGGUGAAACGAACAUUGUCGGGCCUUGGGGGCUGACGACGCCGGGACUGUGAUCAUUCGAUCUAUUCCAAACUAUCGACACUAUUGAUUUUGGGGCGGGAUCCUCAGCCCUAGGGGUAUAACUACAAGUAUACAUCCCUAGGUCCCCUCCCGUCGGGAGAAAACUGUCACGGGGAAGACGCGGGGAGAGUUGAGACAUCACAUCUUAUCGACUAUCGCUGCUCAUUUGUUACUUUCUUACGUCUUCUUCCUUUGGCUUUUCUCUACUCUUUUGACUUUGGGUCAUCGCGCAGGACUAUCAUCCCUGGAUUCCGCGCGGUGGAUGCUAUGAUCUGAUCGGAAUUCUUGCCCCUCCCUUGUGUCAUGCCUCGGACCCCCCAUACAUCUGACGCUUUUGAUUCCGCUAUGAUCGCGACUUCCUGCGAUACACCUAUGCAAAUCAAAUUCGCCGUCUUUUGGCAUGGCCUAAUUGAACCAGCUUUCUUUAUUCUUUAAUUUGCUUUUUGGGCUAAAGUGAUGAACCGGGUAUCACUUCCGACCUUCUCCGAUCACCAUGCCGCUCCAUACCGGUACUCAUAGUCUGCGCUCGAGGAAGCCCAAGGAGGGCAGGAAAAGAACCUCGUCCACCGUUUCCAAUUCCGCAACCGUCACCCAGGCUGGUCCUGGGCAGAGUCCAAAAAUCUCUACCAACAAACGAUCAUCACCAACUGAACGGGUCAAUGCAUCAAAACAAACCGUGAAGGGGCCGCCGGCGCCAGAGGCUCCGCUAGACCAGCCUAGCGAGCCAGCGAAGAAAGUUCCCAAUGUGUUCGAAUUCUUAGAAGAAGAUGACGAGUCCUCGUCCUCGUCGUCAGAAGCGGAAUCUUCUGAGGACGAAGAAGCCACAGCUCCAGUGCACGCCCGAGCUAUCGCCAAAAUACAAUCACCGAAGCCUCGAUCAAGUCCCAUCCCGCACCCGAUACUGGUUUCACAGAAACCUAUAGUAACUCAUGCUUCCACCACCACGACACCGAGAAGCUCAAGUGAUUCGCACCCACCACCACCUCCCGCACCGACUGCACCAGCGCCCUCGGAGAGACAAGUGUUGAUAACCCAAAGACAAGCACCGCCGCGCAGAGUAUCUCCGAUAGAGCCUCACUCCCCAGAGACACAUCACUUGCAACUUUCUCGACAGGAAAGUUACUAUAUAUCGAAGGACGCCACAGCUGUUCACAGGCCACCUCUCCCUCCUUCCCCACCGAGCAGCCCAGAAGACAGCCUUCACCGCGGCGUCGUAGCCAAACGACGAGACUCGAAUGUGCCACAAGUUUCAUCAGGAUAUGGCCUCGUCGCGUCACAUCUCACCAAAUCUGCUACACAAGAUAAAGCAGCCUUUUCUCCACUUUACCGACGCUUUGAAAGCGUGAACCAUCGUGUCUUAUUGCAUCUCCAGGAUGAGAUCUCCCAGAUGGAGGAAGAUCUCCACACUCUCGAUGAAUACGAGGAGAUGCAUCGAGUGGCCACUGCCGAACAGGAGGGUGCCAAACCUCUACCAGCUUCCCGCCGAGUCGACAUCCAAUCCCAAGCAUAUCCAUCGCUGCACUACCGGCGCAUGGAUCUGAUGGCAGCCCUAGUUCAAAAGACGGAGCAAUACAAUACUGCACUAAGUGCAUACAGCAGAGUCCUCCAAACUCUCCCCCGCGCGUCAAACGACGACAUUACCAACUACCGCUCAUGGAUGAAAGAACACAAUCCCAUCGCCGCCGCUGAAACCCGAUUCCUCGACCAAGAUGCUGACCUAGUCGCACUUACCCCUCGGCUGGCAGCGUCUGCCGCUGCAGCACCGAUUUACAUCGCCAUAAUCAUCGCUUCCGGGGCUUUAUUAAUGCCGCUUCUCGCAUUCAGUAUGAUUGCCGAAUUCUCCGGCCGACUCGUCGUCGUAACUAUCACCGGCGGCGCAGCGGCUGCCAUUGCUGCGAAUUACUCUACUGGUAUUGAAGCGCUAGUAGACUCUCGGGAUGGAUGGAGAUGUGCGACAUUAUACUUUGGUUUCAUGACUAUCGCCGCUAUGUUCAUCCCCUGAGCAACGUAGAGAACUAUGUAACGACUUACGAAUUUCAUUUUCGAUCUCAUACUCGCGUCAAACUUGACUUGCCGCCACGGGCGCUGUUCUUCGCUCACUCAUUCAGUCACUCAUUGAAGACGCUGUGAUUCUAUAGAAUGGUGAGGUCAUUUCAAAAACAGAGAAGCGAAAGAGAUGGCGUCAGAUUAUCGGGAAAUUUUGGCUUUUCAUGUUAUCAUACCACCGGGAAUAUCAUGGCAAGGUAGAUUGGUUUUGGCUCUAUUAGCGGAGGACAAGUCGGAAGACACAUUGCAUGUUGGAAUGGAAGAUAUAGCGGAUUUGGAUGGAGUGUUUAUUUUCCUGGAGAGAUUUUGUCGGUUUACCGACAUUCGACUGAUGUCUUAUGUUUCUUUGGAUGUACGAAUUAUCUGAUAUUAACGAAUCCCGGAAUUAUAAGUCUCGAUGUUAUUUCUUCAACACCAUGUAUGAAACGUAGUUUUUAAUCGCCGCGAAGCGAGUAUAUCACGG
This is a messenger RNA of Penicillium brasilianum, 3555 nucleotides long. The record is from the annotation of a GenBank genome assembly. Lineage: Eukaryota; Fungi; Ascomycota; Eurotiomycetes; Eurotiales; Aspergillaceae.